AUGCAAGCACAAGGUACAACUGAAGCCAAUAGCCCCGAUGGAAUAUCAAAUUCUGAAGUUAAUGUAAAUUCUAACAAUACUAACUCGCCACUAUUAUCACAAGAACAAUUGAUUGCGUUGAAAUUUCAAAUCUUAGCAUUUAAAUUAAUAUCUCGUAAUAUACCAAUGCCACCACAAUUAGAACAGGCAAUGUUUAAUCCAGAACCUAUCCAAGGAAUAAUGUCUAUGCAAGAUUUGUCCAGAUUAAUAUCUGAAAAACCUGCUCA
This is a messenger RNA of Entrophospora sp. SA101, 266 nucleotides long. The record is from the annotation of a GenBank genome assembly. NCBI's taxonomy places the organism in Eukaryota, Fungi, Glomeromycota, Glomeromycetes, Entrophosporales, Entrophosporaceae.